Molecule: messenger RNA, 1155 nt
Organism: Magallana angulata
Lineage: Eukaryota; Metazoa; Mollusca; Bivalvia; Ostreida; Ostreidae
Product: transgelin-3-like
Exons: 6
Coding region: 222-716 (164 amino acids)
Molecular function (GO): protein binding
Source: RefSeq, a predicted model, not a curated record
GAUGUGCGCGUGCCGUUGGGCGCCGUGUCUAUAAAUGGAGUUCUAAUGCAAGGGAUGCUGGGGUUGAAAACGAGAAUUUUAUCGUAAGCCAAGCAAUUCUUCGCUUCCGUGUGUACCAAUACUUUUCAAGCGUACAGGUUGUCUGUUUUGUUUCCUCAUAAACUGGUCUUUACCUCAGGUUCUUGACACAAAAAAAAAUUUAUAAAAAUUGAGGGCCAACGAUGUCCUUUCGAGCCUCCAAAUCGGGGUUGGGCUAUGAAGUUCAAAAGAAAUUGGAAGCCAACUAUGAUCGGGAGGAGGAAGCAGGAACUCCAGUGCACAUUGUCAACUGGCUGAAUCAAAUGUUAGAGGGGGAACAUCCAAAAUGCGAAAGCACAGACUGGAAAUCCAUUUGCAAUUACCUCAGAGACGGAGUAGCACUAUGCAAGCUUAUCAACAAGCUUCUGAAACAAGAAGGUAGGAACCCCGUCCAGUUCCAGAAAAAAGUAAUGUCACCCUUUGUAGCCAUGACAAACAUUGAAAACUUUAACAAGGGAUGCUUGGAGUUUGGUCUAGCCAAAGAAUUUGAAUUCCAGAGUGGAGAUCUGUGGGAAGUAAGGAAAGGACCCUUUUUGAACGUCAUUAACUGUCUUCACAGUCUGGGCUUUGUUGCCAAUUCCAAAAAAGUGAUGCCAUGUUACCAAGGAGAAGUUACAAAGUUCCUUGACAGGGAUUAAAGCUCUAGCCAAUCACAUCAGCCGUAAGAACAAGUGGUAUAUCACAUGGUCAUUGUUGUUUACUCAUUUUUUAUUGGUUUCCGACUUUUUGCUACAAUGCUAUUUAAAAAUUUUAUUUACUUAUUUCUAGACUAAACAAAUAACUUAGUAAAAAUAUGUUCAUUUCUUUUUCUGAGCUGAAAACUGUAUAGAGACUAAUAUUACAGACGCCAAGUAUAUAUUAUGCGUAACUGUAUGAAUAUAUUUAUAUACAAUGUAGGUAGUCAAAGACUUUAACAAUGCUAUAUUACUUUUGUAUACUUUAAAGGAGUAUUCUACUUGUAAUCUAUUUGUAAUAUACGUAUUUAUUUUGAAUGAAAAUAAACCUGUACUCUGACGUCAUUACAGAUACAUGUCAUAUUUAUUAAUGUGAAUGCUUAAUAAAUUGUUUUAAACCGUG